Cucumis melo (muskmelon) is the source of this 2675-nucleotide messenger RNA. RefSeq names its product BTB/POZ domain-containing protein At5g48800. Gene Ontology annotation, molecular function: protein binding. The transcript has 4 exons. Bases 649 to 2499 code for a protein of 616 amino acids. NCBI's taxonomy places the organism in Eukaryota, Viridiplantae, Streptophyta, Magnoliopsida, Cucurbitales, Cucurbitaceae. The record is from RefSeq and is a predicted model, not a curated record.
CAGUUGAUUGGUAGGAAAAUAAAAAAGACAUACACGGUACUAAGUAAAAGGUGGAGUGAAUUUUUUUAUAGACAAAAAAGAGAGAAAAGAUUUCUUUUCACGGUUCAUAGGGUUGAAGGAGAAGAGUUUGAAAAUGAGAUCAUAAUUUGUCAUGCUAAAUAACGACUUUUUUCCCGCUCUUUUUAUCAAUUCUUUGAUCUCACAGUUUCGAAUUGAUUUUUUGACUUUUCCAUUCAAAGAUUGCAUAUUUGCUUGCCCCUUUAUCGCGCAUGUUUGCCUGCUCAAACAGGGAAGAAAUGAUCACAGCGGAAAAAAAAAAAAAAAAGAAGCAAAGCAAAACCCCCAAAAAGAAGGCACAAAAUUAGUGAAUCUAAUAAGUUUUGAUGGGAUUACAAACAAUUUGUGGAGCGUUAAUCAAAGGCAUGACCCACCAUCAAGGCCCCAUUGCUUUGGACAAUUGCAAUCUAUUGAUUUGCAAAAAUGCACUCCACCUGUUUGACGAAAAUGGCCAAAGAACUUCUUCACUUUUCCUCAACUGGGUCUCUAUCUCCGUCUCUGUCUCUUUACACUCUCUGUUUCCUGAACCCCACCAUCGUUUUUCCCCCUACUGACCUUCCACUUUGAUCUCCCUCGGUUCAUUUCCUCCAAAUGGACCGAAGCGACAUGCUGCAGCUCCAGCAACAGGUGUCUCUCGCCAAGUCUGUGCGCCACCGUUGCAACGAAUGGAUUUUUCGUGAUGUUCCUAGCGAUAUUACAAUAGAAGUGGCUGGAGUGACAUUCUCCUUACAUAAGUUCCCUCUUGUCUCCCGAAGUGGACGGAUUCGAAGGUUAGUUGCAGAACAUAGAGAUUCUGACAUCUCAAAGGUGGAGCUUCUCAACCUACCAGGAGGGGCUGAAUCUUUUGAGCUGGCAGCAAAAUUUUGUUAUGGGAUCAACUUCGAAAUUACUCCAGGAAAUGUUGCUCAGCUAUGUUGCGUAUCUGAUUAUCUUGAAAUGACUGAAGAGUUCGCAAAGGAUAAUCUUGGUUCGCGAGCUGAAGAAUAUCUUGAGAGCAUCGUCUCCAAGAACCUCGAAAUGUGUGUUGAAGUGUUGCAACAAUGCGAGAAUUUACUCCCUCUUGCCGAUGAGCUGAAAGUAGUUAGCCGCUGCAUUGAUGCAAUAGCAUCAAAGGCUUGUUCGGAGCAAAUUGCUUCAAGCUUCUCACGCCUGGAGUAUAGCAGUUCGGGGAGACUUCAUAUGAGCAAGCAGACCAAGUGUGAAAGUGACUGGUGGAUUGAAGAUAUCUCUGUUCUUCGUGUCGACUUAUAUGAAAGAGUCAUUACUGCCAUGAAAUGUCGAGGGGUUCGUCCUGAGAGCAUAGGUGUAUCCUUGGUGAAUUAUGCUCAAAGAGAGUUAACAAAGAAAUCCAGCUUAUGGAACCCAUCUGGCCAGACAAAAGUUGAUUUUGUUACGGGUUCAAAUGGGCAAGAACAAAUUGUUGUUGAGACAAUAGUCAGCCUUCUGCCAGUUGAAAAAUUGGCUGUUCCAAUCAAUUUCCUUUUCGGGCUUCUGAGGAGUGCUGUGAUGCUUGAUUGCUCUGUUGCUUGCCGACUCGACCUCGAGAGAAGGAUAGGAUCCCAGUUGGAUAUUGCUACCCUUGAUGACCUUCUGAUUCCAUCCUUCAAACAUUCAGCUGAUACUCUAUUUGAUGUUGACACAGUUCACAGAAUUUUGGUAAACUUCUCUCAACAGGAUGAUAGUGAGGAAGAUAUGGACGACACCUCUGUUUUUGAAUCGGAUAGUCCUCGUUCGCCAUCUCAAAGUGCAUUGUUUAAAGUAUCCAAACUACUGGACAACUACCUUGCUGAAAUUGCUCCUGAUGCAAACCUCAAACUUUCAAAGUUCGUGGUCAUUGCAGAUUCCUUACCUUCACAUGCACGAACCAUCCACGAUGGAUUAUAUCGAGCCAUCGAUAUCUAUCUUAAAGCUCAUCAAGGUCUACCAGAUAUCGACAAGAAGAAGCUUUGCAAACUAAUAGAUUUUCAGAAGCUCUCACCGGAGGCCGGUGCUCAUGCGGCUCAAAAUGAGCGCCUUCCUCUCCAAUGCAUGGUUCAAGUCCUUUAUUUUGAGCAACUAAGGCUACGUAAUGCAUUGUCGAAUUCUUGCGCUGAUGAAGACUACAAACCUUCGCACCAAUCGUGGAGGAUUAGCAGUGGUGCAUUGAGUGCAGCAAUGUCUCCACGAGACAAUUAUGCAUCACUAAGACGAGAAAAUCGCGAAUUAAAACUUGAACUGACUCGGCUACGGAUGAGACUGAAUGAUCUCGAAAAGGAACAUGUUUGUAUAAGGCGGGACAUGCAAAAGUCCAGUUCUCGUAAAUUCAUAAAUUCUUUUUCAAGGAAAUUUAGUAAAAUGAGUAUCUUUGGGCAUAGUUCUUCGAGGGGUUCGAGUUCGCCGUCAAAACAUUCACAGAGGACGGAUUCAAAAGUGAUUGAAAGAACAUGUACAAGUGCAGAAUAGUUCCAAUUUACAACACUCGAUGCAAUGCAGUCUCUUUUCUUUGUUAAGUAUAAUGCAAAGUUCUUUUUUAUUUAAUCUACUUGUAAUUUGUAAAUGAAUAGUAUUACCAAGAACUCAUCUUUGUCGAUGAUGUUUUUGGUAACUAAAUCUCAAUAGUAUUGAAUGUUACAGACCAA